Messenger RNA from Dermacentor albipictus, 981 nucleotides. RefSeq names its product arylamine N-acetyltransferase-like. Gene Ontology annotation, molecular function: acetyltransferase activity. The record is from RefSeq and is a predicted model, not a curated record. NCBI's taxonomy places the organism in Eukaryota, Metazoa, Arthropoda, Arachnida, Ixodida, Ixodidae.
AUGACAAGUCCAGCGCUCUUUUCAUCACCAGAAAACCUCGGCUGUGGCUGCCAAAAUGGUGAGUCCUUCGAGCAUCCAGACCCAGAGCUCUUCGCCGCAUCGACCAAGCGAAAGAUGGACUUGGGUGGCUACCGCAUGGGACCACUUAGCUCGAAAGAGCUUCUCCUUUAUCUUGAUGUCCUGAAGCUACAGCCCAGUGCCCUGAGAGUAAAGGACCUGGUCACCUUGAACACUCUCAUCGAGGCCCAUGUUGAACGGAUCCCUUUCCAAGAUAUAGACGUGUUCGUCGGCCAUCAGUCACCGCUGGAUGACGACUCGGUGUUCCGCAAUGUGAUUGAGCAACGUCGUGGUGGCAUCUGCAUGGAGCUCAAUAACAUCUUCGGCAGGCUCCUGCUCACACUAGGCUUCAAAUUCAACAUUCGGGUAGCCAGAAUCCGCUGGGGGCGUCCAUUGGACACGCCACUCACUCCUCUGGGACACGUGCUUUUAUGCGUCGACCUGGGCGAAGAGGGAGAGUACUUCGCCGACGUCGGCUUCGGCGGACCCAACCCGUUCAAAGCGCUGCCUCUAGAAGGCGAGGCGGAGCCGUAUCGCAUGCGCAGACUCGACGAACAAGGAAACAUUGAGGUGGCCAUCAAGUCGACGGGAAGCGGUGGCACAUCGGCGGGUUGGCGUCCCGUGUAUCAUGUGUUUCCUCGGCCGCAAAAGUGGAUCGACAUCAUCCCAAUGCACUGGUACAUCACGCUGCACCCGCGAUCACUGUUCCGUCACGUGCUCAUGGUGGGGAGCUUCGAUGGCGAUUCGUGGCUGACGCUAGUCGACGGUCGCUUCUGUUGGCGCUCGACCAUCGGGCAAGUGGAGCAGCGUCGCAUCACGGACGUGGAAGAAGUUCUUCGCCUCUUCGACAACGAGUUUGCUUUAAAGCUGAAUCCUGACAUAAACCUCAACCUCCUCAGGUACCGGAUUAAGAGCGUUAUUUAG